Messenger RNA from Effrenium voratum, 7719 nucleotides. The record is from the annotation of a GenBank genome assembly. Lineage: Eukaryota; Dinophyceae; Suessiales; Symbiodiniaceae.
AUGCGGUUCGGCGCAUUGGUGCAGAACGAAUUCAUCUGUGCGGACCCGCUGACCAUCAUCGGCGGAUUGGGCGCGGACAGGCGCAAGCCGGCACCGGCGGGCACGGCGCUCUUCCGGCCCGGUGUGGUCACGCCGCGCCGCGUACUUCCGCAACCGGCCGCCGACAUCGAUCGCAUCCGACGAGGCGCUUCUGACGAUCGGUGGCAAGAUACCGGAGCACAGUGUCCGCUUUUCGGCUUCGAAGUCGUCAGCCUCGUUAUGCUGGCCCCGGCGAUGCGCAACGCCCUCUCGAUGAAGCUGAUCCUCCUGCACGCGUUCGCGCUCGCGGCGACGGGUCCGGUGUCGGCCGAAGGGCAGACGCCGGUCCGGUCCCUUGCGAUCGAGAUCAACAAGGCCGAGCAGCUCGAAGCGACAUGCCGGCUGGUCUUCAUGACGCAUAACGGGCUGGGGGCCGAUCUGGCGGAACUGUCGCUGGAGACCGUCCUGUUCGACACCGAAGGCGGUGUCGAUCGGUUCACCCUGUUCGACUUUCGCGAGGUGCCGGCCGGCAAGAUGCGGGUGCGGCAGUUCGAUCUGCCCGACACGCAAUGUUCCGAUAUCGGCAAGGUGCUGAUCAACGGGGCAUCGGCAUGCAAGGGCGAAGGGCUGACCGAUUGCGGGAUGAUUUUCGGCCUUGCCAACCCGAUCGACCGCGCCGCCGGUCUGAUCGCUCUGGGCGGCCCGGUGGUCGCACUUUUGCUGGUCCUGUCGGUGAUCGCGCUGGCCAUCGUGAUCUACAAGAUGGCGCAAUAUGUGCGGCUGGGCACGGGCAUCGACCGGCAUGUGGACGAGGCGGUACGCCUGUGGCGGGCCGGCGAUCGGGCGGCGGCGCGAUCACAUCUUGCCGAUCGGAAGACGGCGCUCGCCGAACUGGUCCGCGAGGCGAUGGGCCAGGCCGGGCAGACCGGCGGCCAUGUCGCGCGAAGCGAUCUCGAGGAUCAUUUCGCGAUCGUCGCGGCGCGGCAGUUGCAGCGGUUGCAGAGCGGCUUCCGGGCGCUGGAAUCGAUUGCCCAGAUCGCGCCGCUGAUCGGCCUGUUCGGCACCGUCCUGGGGAUGAUCGAGGCGUUCCGGCAAUUGCAGGGCGCGGGCAAUGCGGUCGAUCCGUCGCUUCUGGCCGGCGGCAUCUGGGUGGCCCUGCUGACGACCGCCGUCGGACUUGCGGUGGCGAUGCCGACGGCGAUCUGCCUGAGCUUUUUCGAAAGCCGGGUCGCGCGCCACCGACUGGCCAUCGAGGAGGCGCUGACGGCCGUCUUCAACCCGGUUCGGACCGGUUCUGCCGCAGCGGGUGCAUAUGGCCGCGUGCGGCGCAUCUCGCUGACGUCGCUGAUCGACGUCAUCUUCCUGCUGCUGCUCUUUUUCAUGCUGACGGCGACCUUUUCGCGGUUCGCCGAUGUCGAGCUGUCGACCGGCGGAGGGGCGUCGCAGCUUGCCGACCAGACGCCGGUCUUUCUGCAAUUGCAUGCAGACGGGCUGUCACUGAAUGCCGAGCCGCUGGACGUGUCACAGCUGGGCGAGCGGCUCCUUGUGCUGCGCGAAGCGGGACGCGCCGAUGUCGUCAUCCUGUCGGUCCGCGACGGGGCGACAUCGCAGCAACUGGUCGAUGUGAUCGCGGCGGUGGGCGCGACAGACCAUCACGAUGCGGCGGGCCGGCGGUCCGAGCCGGCCAUCGCGCUGAUCAACAUCGUCUUCCUGAUGCUGAUCUUCUUUCUUGUCGCCGCGCAGGUCGCGCCGCCGCUGGAUGGCGAUGUCGCUCUCGUCUCGACGCGCGAUCUCGACAGCCGCGAACCGCCGGACGCGCUGGUGAUCGCUGCCGACGGGCAACUGUCCUAUCGCGGUGCGACACUGACGCCGGCGCAGUAUGUGGCGCUCAAGCGAGUGGGUGCGCCGGCGCUCGCAGAAUUACGUCUGGGCGCUCGGGGUCGAACGCGUCUUCAUCGUCACCGAGCGGAGCCUGGCGGGGCCAUGAGCGGGCGCGGGCCUGCCUUUGCCGGCGCGGCCAUGCUUGCGCUCACCGCCUCGGUCGGGGUUCACCUCGGCGGCGCAUCCAUCGACACCUCGACGCAACCGGAAAUCGAGACCGGCGGCGAGGUCAUCCAAGCCGCCGCGCUGGGCUCGGGCUUCGAAUCACUGGUCGCGGCCGGCGACCGGCUGAGCCCGGUGGAUGCGGAAACCGAGGCCAUUGCGCCCACGGACAAUGCCAGCGCCGGACCGGCGCCGGCGAGCACCCGAUCGGUCGUCGCGCCGGUUUCGCCGCCCAGCGAUUCGGCCGAACCGUUGACGGUGGCGCAAGCGCCCGAAAUCGCCGCCGUGGCACCGGUGGAGACGAGCGAUGUGGUCGAGGCGCGGCCGGACGAACCGGUCCUGCCGGUCCCGCUGGCCCGUCCGUUCCGGCAGAUCGAUGUCGAUCGCGCACGGGCCGAGGAGCAGCGGCGUGCCGCCCGUGCCGCCGAACGCCAGCGCCAGGCGGAGCGGCAAAGGCGUGUCGAGCAGCAGCGUGCGACGCGCCAGCAGGCGCGUGGCACAGAGCAGGGGCAGGCCGAUCGCAACGCGCGGGCCGGACGCGCCGACGGGCCGACGCAGGGCCGUAGCGCCAAUACAAGCCAGGGCAAUCAGCCGGCGCGGGAGGCCGGCAAUGCGGCGGCUUCGAACUAUCCCGGCAAGGUGUACGCCAAGAUACGCCGCACCCGGCAGCGUGCCGCCGGCGGGAGCGGAACGGUGCGCGUCAGCUUCUCGAUCGGAGGAGAUCCAGCCAUGUUCGUCGCGAUGAACCGUUUCAAGAUCAAUGAAGGCCAUGAGGCGGCUUUCGAGGAGGUCUGGCGCAACCGCGAUUCGCGCCUCAAACAGGUGCCCGGAUUUCAGACCUUUCAUCUGCUCAAGGGCGACUUCGACCAAGACAGCCGCACCACACUCUAUGCGUCGCACACGAUCUGGGGCAGCCGGGACGAUUUCGUCGCCUGGACCAGAUCCGACCAUUUCCGCCAGGCCCACGCCAAUGCCGGCGACACCAAGGGCAUGUAUGCGGGCCAUCCGCAGUUCGAGGGCUUUGAGGCCGUACUCGAGGAAUGUGACAUCGAAAGAUGCGUCUUUGCGCGGAGCGUCCGUCGGGUGGCUUUCCUCCAUCAGAAUGGCCGGUCCGGCAAACGCCGGGUUCAAACACGUGGUCCUUGUGCGGGCCACACGGACAUUUGGGGGACUACCGUGAUCCGAACCAUUCUUCUUGCCACAGCCGCCUGGGCGGCGUUGUCGCUGCCGCGGCCUGUUCAUGCCCAAGAGGGCACUGACGAUGGCGCGACGGUCCUGCCGACCCUUCUGAUCACCGCCGGGCGGACGCCGGUCGAGCAGGAAGCGUCCGGGCGUGCCUUCACGGUGAUUACCGGGGAAGAGCUCAAGCGCAGCCAGACACGCUAUCUCGCAGACGCCCUGCGCCGGGUGCCCGGCUUUCAUGUCUCGCGUGCCGGUUCGUUCGGCGCGCCGACCCAGGUGCGCGUGCGCGGCUCCGAGGGCAAUCAUGUGCUGGUUCUGAUCGACGGCGUCGAAGUGUCGUCGGUCAGCCAGGGCGAGUUCGACUUUGGCGGCCUGCAGGUCGGCGAUGUCGACCGCAUCGAGGUGCUGCGCGGCCCGCAGAGCGCGCUUUACGGAUCGGACGCGCUUGCCGGCGUCAUCAACGUCAUCACCAAAAGGGGGCCGCGCGACGGGUUCGAAGCGCUGCUUCAAAGCGAGACCGGAACCGAUGGCACGUUUCUGGGCGGCGUCGCCGUGCGCGGCGGGACGGAGUGGUUCGAUGCGGCCGUGUCCGCGCGGUUCCGUCGCACGGACGGUUUCAACCUUUCGGACUUCGGGACCGAGAAGGACGGUGACGAGAACCUGACACUGACCGGGCGCUUCACGCUCGACGUCAACGACAAUCUGGUGAUCGACGCCAAUGGCCGCAUGGUCGACCGGUUCGUCGAGACCGACCGACAGGAUUUCGCCUUUCCCGCAACGCCGACGCAAGGGCUCGUCAUCGACAGCGACGACACGUCGGAUGUGCAGGAGCUUUCCGGCGCGAUCGGCGCCACAUGGACCUCGCUCGAUGGUGCGUGGACGCACGGCGCCCGGUUUUCGGGGAGCGGCGACGAGCGCGACAGCGCACGCGGCGGUGUCGUUACCUCGACCAACAAGGGCAAUCGCCUGAAGGCGGAGGUUCAGUCGAGCUAUAUGUUCGAAACGCCUGCGCUGCUCGAUGCCGUCCAUACGGUCACCGGCGCUUAUGAAUGGGAGCAGGAGCGGUUCUGGCAGACCGCGACGCAGGAGCGCGUGACGCAAUCCUUCGUCGCCGAAUAUCGCGGCGAGUUCGCCGGCCAAUUCUAUCUGAACGCCGCCGUGCGCCACGACAUGAACGACCCGUUCAAGGAUGCGACGACCUACAGCGUGGCCGGCGCCUGGGCCGUGCCUGGCACCGGCACGCGCCUUCACGCCUCGGUCGGAACCGGCGUCAAGAACCCGACCUUCUUCGAGCAGUUCGGCUUCGUGCCGGGCAGCUUCCGGGGAAAUCCCGAUUUGCGGCCCGAGGAAAGCCUUGGCUGGGAUGUCGGCAUCGAGCAAAGCCUCUGGGACGGGCUGGUCGUCGUCGACGUCACAUGGUUCGACCAAAAUCUGGAAAACGAGAUCCAGGGCUUCGGGCAGACGGUGCGCAACCUCAACGGGACAUCGCACAGGCAGGGCGUCGAAUUGUCCGCGACGGCCGAACUGUUCGACGGUUUUUCGACGACGGCGAUGUACACCUAUACCGACGCCACAGACCCCAACGGCAUGCGUGAGGUGCGCCGGCCGAUGCACAGCGCAUCGCUUUCGGCGGCCUACACGUUUUAUCAAGGUCGGGCGCAGCUUUUCGGCGAAGUCAUCUACAAUGGGGCGAUGGACGAUCUGGAAUUCAUCAAUGCGACGCCGCAGACCCGCGUGACGCUGACCGACUAUGUGCUGGUCAAUAUCGGCGGGAGCUUCAAGGUCAACGAGACGGUGGAGGUUUACGGCCGCGUCGAGAACCUGUUGGACGAGCGCUAUGAGGAGGUGUUCGGCGCGGUUCUGACCAUGUGGCGGGCGUCGCGAUCGCUGUUGCUCGGCGCCCUGGUGUGGCUCGGUGGGGCAUUGGCCGUGCCGGCCGCAGAGCCGCCGGCGCGUGUCGUGUCGAUGAACGUGUGCACCGACCAGCUUGCCAUGCUGGUCGCCAGGCCGGGCCAGCUUCAUUCGGUGUCAUGGCUGGCCGCCGAUCCCGCCAUGUCGGUUCUGGCCAACGAGGCUGAAGGGCUGCGGCUCAAUCGCGGCCUGGCCGAGGAGAUCUUCCUGAUGAAGCCCGAUCUCGUCAUCGCCGGUACGUUCUCCACACGCGCCACAGUGACCUUGCUUCAGCGUCUCGGCUUCCGGGUCGAGCAGUUCGCGCCGGCUGCCUCCCUUGCGGACAUUCGUGCCAACAUCGUCCGCAUGGGGGACCUGCUCGGCAAUCCGUCGCGUGCCGGAGCGCUGGUCGCGCGUUUCGAUGCGGAUCUCGCUGCGCUAAGGGCCUCUCCGCCAAGCGACCAGAUGCUCGCGCUCUAUUUUGCCAACAGCUAUACGUCCGGCGGCGGAACGCUCGCCGACGCCGUUGUCGAAGCCUCCGGGCUGAAAAAUCUGGGCCGGGAGAUGGGCUAUGAGGGCACGGUGAAGCUGCCGCUGGAAAUGCUCGUCAACGCCGAGCCCGAACUGGUCGCCGGCGGCGGGCGCGAUUUCGGCCGGCCGGCGCGGGCACAGGAAGCGUUCCGUCACCCGGCCUAUCGCGCCGUUGCCGGCGCCGGGCGCGGCAUCGUCAUGGACAGCACAUACUGGCUCUGUGGCACACCCCUGACACUGGAAGCGGCACGGACGCGCUUUCAUCUCCUGAUCGGCGUUUUGGCGCUUGUCGUCCUUUUGCUGUUCGGCGUGUCGCUUUUGACCGGUCCCGCGGCGACCGGCUUUUUCGAUGCGUUCGCCGGCCUUUUUUCAGACGAUCGCGGACCGCUCGCCCUGAUCAUGCAGGAAAUCCGGCUGCCGCGGGCGAUUCUGGCGGCGGCGAUCGGCGCGACGCUGGGCCUUUCGGGCGCGGCGCUGCAGGGCUAUCUGCGCAAUCCGCUCGCCGAGCCGGGUUUGCUCGGCAUCAGCGCUUCGGCUUCGCUUGGCGCGGUUCUGGCGCUCUAUACGGGCUUUGCCGCCGCGUUUCCGCUCGGUCUGCCGCUUGCCGCGCUUGCCGGCGCGGUGGUCGCUGUGCUCAUCGUGCAGGCGCUGGCGGGCCUGUCGGGCAACGUGCUGACGAUCAUCCUGGCAGGUGUCGCCGUCUCCAGCUUUGCCGGCGCGAUGACGUCGCUGGCGCUCAACUUGUCGCCCAAUCCCUUCGCUGCGCUCGAGAUCGUCUUCUGGAUGCUGGGCUCGCUCAACGACCGGUCGAUGACCCAUGUCUGGCUGUCGCUGCCCGUCAUGAUCGUGGGCUGGGCGAUGCUGGCCGCGCUGGCCCGACCGCUCGACGUUCUGACGCUCGGUGAACAGGCGGCCCAAUCCAUGGGUGUCGACAUGGGCCGCGUGCGUUUUCUGGCGGUGUUCGGAACGGCGGCGUCGGUCGGUGCAGCAACCGCCGUUGCAGGCGCAAUCGGCUUUGUCGGCCUGAUCGUGCCGCACGUCCUGCGCCCGCUGGUCGGCGCGCGGCCCUCGCGCCUGUUGCCGGCGAGCGCGCUGGGCGGCGCGGCGCUGCUGCUGGCCGCCGACAUUGCAGUGCGGAUCGUCGCGCCGGCCCGGGACCUGAAGAUCGGCGUCCUGACCGACAUUGGUAUGAGCCUUCUUGCGGUCCGGGACCUUUCGGUGGCUCUCGGCAAGCGGGCCGUGCUGAACGGAAUCGAUCUGACCGUCGAGUCGGGCGAAUGCGUCGGCCUGAUCGGGCCCAACGGCGCGGGCAAGUCGACCUUUCUCAAAGCCAUCCUCGGCCAGGCCCCGGGUGCGGGAGACAUAAGGCUUGGCGAUGCUGAAAGCCGGACCAUGAGCGCUCUCGAACGGGCGCGGAUCGCCGCCUAUCUGCCGCAGGAACGCGAGGUGCACUGGCCGGUGAGCGUCGAAGUGCUUGUCGGGCUGGGCCGGGCCUUUGGCCGAAGCGCCGUGGCGGCGCCGUCGGCGAAGGACCAGGCCCUGAUCGAGGCGGCGAUGGAACGCAUGGCCGUGACCGCGCUGCGCCACCGCCGCGCGACCGAGCUUUCCGGCGGCGAACGGGCGCGGGUGCUGAUCGCGCGGGCGCUGGCGCAGGACACGCCGCUGCUGCUUGCGGACGAGCCGACCGCCGGGCUCGAUCCGUCGCACCAGAUCGCGCUGAUGGCGACGUUUUCCGAUCUGGCGCGCGAAGGGCGCAGCGUCGUCGCCUGUCUUCACGAGAUUUCCUUGGCGGCGCGCUGGUGCGAUCGUAUCGUCGUUCUCAACGAGGGCCGGAUCGUCGCCGACGGACCGCCGGCCACGGUGUUGACCGAUGAGUUGAUGCGGACGGUCUAUGGCGUCGAAAUCCACCGGGCCGACAGCGCGCAGGGUCUGGUCGUGCUGCCGACGAACGUCCGGCUUGUCGGCUCCCGGCGGACGGUUUUCGACGUGCCGCGCUACUCGGACGGGGCCGAUGACGAGGUCAGCCACAGCAAAACUGUCAUCAACGAGGCUUAA